UAAGAAAUAAUAAAAUGUUAAGCAAAAAGUUCGAGUCUAACACUCAAGAUCCACCGUUUGCUUCCCUUGAUAUGAAUCUUGUGACUAUGGAAAGCAAUAAUGAACCAGAUAAGACUAAUCCGACCUUAGUCAAGAAAUCCGUUAGUGAAGUCAAGGUUCUCAAAGCCCCUGAUAAGAAGAAUGAUGAUAUUGUGCUGAACCUUAAGAAAGAACUGAUAUAUAAAAGAGACUUGGAAAUCAAGCAGAGAUUCCCUAAAGGCAAAUUCAUUGUUGCCUACGAGCCAAGCAAGAGGCAAGAUUUUUAUGUGAUGAGGUUAAAAGAGUGCCUCAAUAUUAAAAGAAAAGUAGCUUGGGUUGAUUUUUAUGACCUAACUACUAAAAAUGAAGACUACUGGGAGUUCACAAAAGAUAAGGAAGGAAUAGUGCAAUGGGAUAACAUGAUCGCACUCCUUAAUGUAAAAGUUAAGCCAAAGGAAGAGGUCCAUGCCGUAAAAUUAUUAACAAUUGGUCCUUUGCUUGACAAGAUCAAUAAAUUCAUGGGCAAAAAGAAGAAUAAGAGAGAUAGGAAAAGACUUGAUAAACAAGAAGAGAAUAAAGAAGACUCUGACUCUGAUUUUGAUGAUAGUGACAGCGAUGCUGAUACAGUCAACCUGCUCCCAGGAAGCAAGAAGGAAGAAGCUAAACAGAUAGCUGCCCCUGCUGGAAAGAAGUUUUUUAAGAGGAUUAAGAAGACACCUGGCCAGAAGAAAGCUCUAGAAGAGAAGAAGAGGAAAGAUGCUGAGAAUAAGGAUAGAAGGAUCCAUAUCGAGCUUGAAGAAUCAGGCAUCCGCAUUGUUAAAACACGUAAUAUAAAUGACACAGAUAAGGAAGAAAUUGUUGAAGUCGACCCAACUCUUAAAGAAAUCAGACCUAAGAAGUGGAAAGUAGUUGAAAGAGAGGAAGAAAACAAAGAAGCAGAGAUUAUUGAUGAAGAAAGAAUGAGAUUUUCUGCAGAUUCUAAUCUCAUCUAUCUUGAAGACUCUUCCACUACUUCUAACAGGAACAUUAUCAGAGCAUGUUUGACCGAUAAUGCUGAUCUAGCUAAGCUCUGUAUCAACGAGAAACAACUUAUAACAUCCCUGAUGGAAUCAUGGAGUCCUGAGAUAAAGUCUACUGCUAUCGAAUUAUGUAUCACUAAUAACUCUCGUAAAGUCUUACUGCUAUUGCUUGAUGUCUGCAAAGAAGAGGAAGAAAAGGUCAGAGCUAACCCGAAUAGGGAACAUCUGAAGAAAUUUGAUACUGGCCAGGUCGACGAAAGAGCAUUCGGAACCAGAGUCAGGAAAGUAGAAAUGAUGAGAGGAGGGAGACAAGGAAACAACGCAUUUAUGCAAGAUGUUCGAAGAAAUGAUGAGUACAAAACUAUACUUCAGCAGCUUAAUGGGGAUGAAAUCUUAGCUGUGAGAGUUGCUUACUCUUGUAAUGUAGAAAGAGAAACUUUAAGGCUGAUAUAUGAAGAAUUGAAAGACCAAGCUGCUCCUUUCUUCAAGCAACUCUUCUUCCAUAUUCUCAGAACUGGCAGAAGACACCUUGCUGCUGAGUGCCUUGAAAUCCUAAAAAGAGUUGGUGAUGCUGAGACGAAAGAACAAAUCACUGAUGAAAUGAUAGAAGUGUUACAACUUGAAGACGGUAAAAUUGAUAUUGCAAAGUUGGACUCAAAGCAUAAGUUUGAAGGAGUUACUUAUCUCCAUCUUGCAUUCAUCAAUCCUAACUGAUUUGACCUUAUUCAGAGAUUACUCAGGAAGGAAUUUAAUAUGGGUAUGAAAGAUAAAAUUGGAGCAACUCCUAUAUUUUAUGCUGCUGUAAAUCCAAACACACAAUUCUUGGAGUUCAUUCUUGAAGACGAGGAUCAGUACUUAAGAGUUUAUGACCAAAAGAUGAACACUCCUCUCAUCAUGGCUAUCAUUGCUAGAAGAAUUGAGAAUAUACAUUUUAUUAUCCAGAAUGUGCCAACUGCAGUUAAAGAUAAAUCUAUUCUGAGACUCACCCCUCUCUCAGUUGCUUGCAGGAAUGGGCAUGUGGGCACAAUGAGAACUCUGAUGUCUUAUGCAGGAAGUCCUUGCAACCAAGCUGGAGGUUGGGAGAAAAUGACUCCCCUCUGUUAUGCAUCCUCAUACGGAUACCUCGAUCUUGUUGAAUAUCUUUUGACCUUCACUAAAGCAAAGAUUGAUAAAGGAGAUAAAUUUGGAAGAACCCCUUUGAUGCUCGCUUGUAGGAAUGGGCAUGCAAAGAUUGCAUCAACUCUUUUAAAAUAUGGAGCAGACCCUAUGGCUCAAGAUACUUCUGGAAAUUGUGCUCUCCAUUACGCUGCUGCUUAUGGAUUCCCAGAAUGUGUUGAUCUCGUUCUCGAAAAUGCUAAUGCUCAAAAUCUUUGGAAAUCUACUCCUCUCUCAAUUGCUUUGAUGAAGAGGAACUUGGUCUGUGUCAACCAGCUGCUAGAUAAAGCAGGCACUGUCAAUGCAAAUGUGAAAGAUGAUAAUGGAAAUACUCUCUUAAACAUCGCUAUUGAAAGCAUGAAUGAGAGUAACUUCGAUAUGAUCAAGAAAAUCAUCAAAGGGUCUAAACCCAAACUGGCUGAUGGCGAAGAAUCUAUCACAGGAGAUACGCAAGGAGCUGAUCCAAAUAUUCCCGAUGCUGAUGGAAAUACCCCUCUGAUUAAAGUUAUCCAAAGACUUGUUGAAAAACGUAAAAAGAAGCAAUCUUAUAAACUUGAAUUAAAGGCUGCAAAGCUACUUCUCAAAAAUGAUGCUGAUCCAGGUAAGAAAAACAAAGCUGGUCAGAGUGCUAUCACAAUGGUAAUGCAGACAGGAGGAUACUCUAACACUGUGGAUAAAGAAGAUGGUAUUUCAAAAUUAAUCCAAAUGUUGUGGAAAGGAUUUUCAUUUCUCAACAGUCCUGAAUCCUUCUUCAGUUUUAACAAGAGUAUUCUCUCUCCAGAUACUCAAGCAAUGAUCAUCACAUUCAUUGAAAAGUCCAUCAAAGAGAUCAACGCUACUAAAGAAGAAGACAAAAAAGAAAAAGAAGAAGAGGAUGUCGAAAUGAGUGAUGAAGAAGAGAAAAUAGAAACCACACAGCCAGGAGUCCUUCCAAAGAAGAUCAUUAAUACUCUUGAUGAUGAAGGAUACACUCCUUUCCUGAGAUAUAUAAGCCAGUUUACAGCAGAAGGAAGAAAGAUCCUCCAAAGAAUAGAAAGAGAAAUUGUUAGACUAAACAUUACCGAUGCUAAAGACUUUAGCAAAGUAGACAUGUCAGUAAUGAUGAAAGACCAACAAGCAAAUAAUGCAUUCGGUGGUGGCUUCGGUGGUGGAUUUGGAGGUGGAAAUCUCUUUGGUGGCUUUAAUAACCAACCUAACAAUCACCAGAAGAAACUGGCCCUUGAAUUGUUUGAUGAUAGUAUUACAAAGCCUUUCACAAAGUUCUUACAACAAUUGAUUGACUUUGGAGCUAACCAACAUGCUACUGUUGACAAACUUAAGGAUUAUAGAGAAGAAGUUGGAACAAAUGGAUUGAAAUUUAAAAAGAGAGAUAGUUAUGGAAAGAUAAGGAAUGAAUAUUGAAAUGCUGGGCUCUCAAAUGCUUUGCACUUACUCUUGGAAUUCCCAUCUCAAACCCUAUUUGACUUCAUUCUUGACUCUAACGUAUCAACAGAAGAGAUUAAUAUUAAGAAAAUGACUCCAUUCUUUAUGCUUAUCAAGACCAAGGAUACAACUUUACCCGAAUAUAAACAUUGCCUUGACAAGUUUAUUAAUUCUAAGUCAGAUAUUGAUUCUCCAGAUCAAUUCGGUAUUUCAGCCUUCUGGUACUGUUACCAGAACCAGAAAGUUGAUCUAGCCUUCUACCUAGCAAGCAAAGGAGCUGAUGUGAAUAGACUUGAUAAUUACGGAUUCUUUGCUCUCAAAACCGAAGUUUUUAACAAUAACCUAGACAGAGUUCGAAGACUGCUAGAUGUAGGAGCCGAAAUUAAUAAGAAAGAUGAGUUUCAAAGAACUGUUCUUCACCAUGCAUACAACAGAUACAGACCUGGAAACGAUCUUGGAAUUAUCAAGUAUCUAAUUAACAAAGGUGCUAAUAUCAAUGAGAAAGAUUUCAAAGAUAGAACCCCUCUCCACUACCUGUUUGUGAAAAGCAACCGGAGAUUUAAUCAUGACCCAUCUGAUCCUUCAGACGCCUUAGUUGAAGCUAUCAACUUGGGAGUGUCAAUAACUCUAAACGAACCAGAUAAGAAAGGAAACACUGUAUUGCAUUACAUCUGUCAAAGAUGUUCUAUCGAGUGAUUAAAGAUGCUUAAAGCUUAUGUGAAGCCAAAAGAUUUCGAGAUUACUAACCAAGAUGGCAACACACCUCUAUCAGUUGCUCUGAACUUUAUGCAUGUCAGUAUAAUCACAUAUAUCAUCAACAACUUCGCUAUCGACUUGCAUGGAUACGUAUUUAGACUUCACAAGAAUCAGUCCCAACUAGGAAAUAAUGUUCAAGGUGAAGAGAGUGACUUCGAAUUUAUGUUUACUCAGGAAGUCAAAGAAGAUAAAGAGAAGGAAGCAGAAAAGCUACUUGGCAGAAAAUCAUACUUCGAGUACUGUGUGCUCAAGCCAGAACUCAAUAAUGUAGCUAAGCUAUUGCUAAAUAAAGGAUAUUCAAUCACAAGAGCAUUCAAGGAUGCCUUUAAAGUUGGAAAUUAUCAGCAGUUGUUCCAACUCUUGAAUAAUAUGGACCCUAUUUCUGUGAAGAAUGCUGUGAAUAUGAAAGAUGAUAGUGGAAGAGGUAUCUUCCAUUCCCUUUCAAAAGCUCCAUCAGAUUCAGCAUUUGAUUCUAUCUGUAAAACUUUGAUUGAUAAAUACAACCUUGAUCCUAACGAUACAGAUGUUGAAGGAAACACUCCAAUAAUGCUUGCAUGCCAGAACGGAAAAUCUAAGCUAGUGAAGGCUCUUGAGCUUCUGAACUGUUCUAUCUUUGACACAAACAUAAAAGGUGAGAAUGCAAUCCAUCUAAUGGUGAAAGGAAAAAGAAUUAAGAAUUAUAACAGGAAUCUUCUGAAAUACCUCAUCUCCAAAGGAGUUGACAUCAAUGCUCAAUAUGAAGAACAAGAGUAUGUUGCUUUUAGAGAAGAGUACGAGCUGAAGAAGGAUGAAAAUACUACAGGAGCAAAUGAAAGUCUCAUCUAUAAAUGUACUCCUAUCAUCCACUUGAUCAGGACUGAGCAUAUGGAAGUGUGGGAUAAAGGAGAUAAACUUGAUGACAUCUUUGAACAAACUCAUCUUAGAAUCAAUCCGAACCAGACAGACUCAGAUGGCAAAGACAUGUUCAUGCAUAUGGCUAUUCUCAAUGAAUUCGAGUUGGUCAAAUAUGUUGUUGCCUGUGUGUCUAAAAAUUACCAAAUUUCAAAAGCCCCUACUGGGACUGAGGAGCCAAAACUUGUGGAAGAAAUUAAAGGAGAGGUUAUUGAAAAGGAAAAACUUAACGCUGAUAAAGGAAAGUCAAUUAAAGAAGCUAAGAAAGCUCCUCAGAUUGUAAAACCAGUUUCAAAACAAGAAUAUGAGGAAGAGAUUAUUAUCACAGAUAAAAAUGAAAUUAGGAGACAAGAGAAAAUUGAGAAACAACUUAUGAACCAAGUCAACCAGAUUGAAGGAAGUGAUGGAGAUUGUAGUGACGAAGAUAUGCCAGAAGAUAAGAAAGAAGAAGUUAAAGAAGAAAAGAAAGAGACUCAUAUCCCUAAAACUAAAUAUGGAAUCAAUCUUGAACGUAGCGAUAAUACUGGAAAGACUGUUAUUCAUUAUAUAAUCACCCCUAUCACUUAUGGAUCAUAUGAGAAUGAAGAUUUCUUGGAGUACAUGCUUAAGUUUGGAUUCAGAGGAGACCUGACGGAUAAUGAUGAUAAGAAAGCCCAUGACUAUGCUGCACAGCAAUCUUCAGGAACAAUGCUUAAUAUUCUUAAAGAGUAUAAAAUUGCUCCUAAUGAUCUCCAAGUAGAAGAUAUAAUGAAUAAAUAUAAAAAGAUCGAGGAUUGGAGCAAGACAGACUACCUCAAAGACGCUCAAGAUUUCUUAGAUCUUGUCAAGAUGAACAUGGACAAUGAAAAGCUUGUCCCAUGUGACCCAGCUGGAAAAUUCAAUGACGACUGCAUAGUUCAUCAAGAUGAAGAGAAUAUUUAUGACUGCCACCUCACAAGAGUUGAUAUUGGUAGAGACGAGAGAGAUGACUACCUGUUCUACAAACUUCAAGUUGUCUAUGAUAAAGGAAGAGAUCUCUGGAUCUUAUUCACUAGAUGGGGAAGAAUUGGAGAAGUAGGUGCCUUCCAAAAGACUCCUUAUCCAAAAGAAGAGUGCAUUGAACAAUUUAAAAGUAUUUUCUUAAGCAAGACUAAAAAUGAGUGGAAAGAUAGGGCCAACUUCAAGAAGCAUUGGUGGAAGUAUCAGUUAACCAACGUUAACUACUCCAAUGUCGCUCAUCAAGACUACUUAGUCCCAUUCGAUUUCACUAAAUCAAAGGCAAGUAGGCUGCAUCCAAGUGUUCAGGAGAUAAUGAGAGAAAUCACUCAGGUGACAAUGUAUGUGAAAGGAAUCAAGAACCAAGGAAUUGAUAUCAACCAAAUGCCUUUCUCUAACAUUAACAGAAAAGAUUUGCUCCAAGCAAGGAAGAGUCUCACUAAACUUAGAGAAAUUCUUGAAGAAUUGGAGCCAAUAGAAGCUAGAUUCAACAGAUUUAGCAAGGAAGGAAAAGAUAAAAUAGUUGCUCUGAGAGAAAAGAUGUGGUAUCAUAGCUCAAGAUUUUAUGAAAUGGUUCCUCAUGAGCAAUUCAAGAACGAGAUUGUCCCUCCUAUUAACAAGAUGUCUAUCCUGAAGGAGAAGGCUGAGAUGAUUGAUAACUUAAUCAACUUCGAAAUGGGGUCCAAGAUCUUACUUGGAGCACAUAAAAAUUCUUCCGAUGUUAACCCACUAGAUUACUGUAUGGAUGCUAUGGGAGUUGAAAUCUCUGAAAUGGAUAAAGCAUCUGAAGAAUUUAAUAUUCUAAAAGAUUAUUGUGUUGGAACGUGGCCUGAGAACAAUAAUGCUAGUAAAAAGAUCAGAAAUAUCUUCAAAAUUCAAAGAAAGGGAGAAGGAGAGAACUUUGAAGAGUAUAAUGAUCUAUCGAAUAAGUUCUUGCUCUUCCACGGGUCAAGAAUUAGUAACUUCAUGGGUAUAAUGUCCCAAGGAUUAAGAGUUGCUCCUCCGGAAGCUCCAAAGACAGGAUACAUGUUCGGAAAAGGUGUAUACUUUGCUGAUAUGCUUCAAAAAUCAGUUAACUACUGUAAUGACAACAAUGGAGAAGCAAAUGGAAGUAAAUUUAUGCUUCUCUGCGAAGUAGCAGUGGGUAAGAGCCAUAAGCUCACCCAUGCUCAAUACAUGGAUGAACCUCCAGCAGGAUAUGACUCAGUUCAAGGCCUUGGUCAAAGAGGUCCAUGCUACGCUAAAUGAUUUGCUUUCCCAGAGGGAUACAAAGUCCCCAGAGGAAAGUAUCUUGAAUAUGAAUAUGAAAAGGAUAUCCAGGAAAGAGUCUAUCUCAGACAUAAUGAAUUCAUUAUUUAUAAGACUGAGAAAGAAAAGAUGAGGACUCAAAAUAAUGAAAGUUCUUCUGAAAGUAACCCUGGACAGAUUAAAAUGAGGUAUUUAAUUCAGAUAAAAUAAAUUUUAUAAAUAAUUAUAUUAUUCCAAUA
Molecule: messenger RNA, 7723 nt
Organism: Moneuplotes crassus
Lineage: Eukaryota; Ciliophora; Spirotrichea; Euplotida; Euplotidae
Source: the annotation of a GenBank genome assembly